UUCUCAAUCGGUGUCCGACUGUCGGAGCAGUUAGACCUGUUUCCGCGUGUUGUGUUAUUGGAACGUUAGUGUUUCUGUUAGUUGGUUCUUCUCAUUGUUUUUGUUCGCUGAGGCUGCUCCUAAGUAGUUGGGCUAACCAUCAUCAUCAACGUCGUGGUCGUUGUCGUCAGCGUAUUCGUAGUCAUCGUCGUCGUCGCGUUGCGUUGCGGUGAUCGUUCUAGCGUGUCGGGAGCGUUGUGUGCAGGAAAGUGCAACGGAGUUUUAGCAUAUGUGUGGUGUUGCUGUCGCUGUCAAGGCCUGGAUCUGACUGCGUGGACGUUUUUACGGGAUUGGUCCGUGAGAUUUUUGUUGCUGCUAAAUAAGCGGUAGAGAGUGAUGCGUGGCAGCUACAGCUUAGCGGCUGUGCGGAUGCAGUGAAGCGUAUGUGACAUAGCUGCGGGGGUCGUCGUACCAUUCCAGAUUGAUGCAUUGAUCCAACAAUACCGAGUUCGAGGAUAGUUUGCGGAUGUGAGAUCAUGUGGAUGCUAGCAAAGGAGGGGAACAAAUUCUGAAGGCUGUUGAAAAGUCAAAGUGGAUGGGAGAAUACGCAAAGAGUGAAUGUGUGGUGCGGAACUUCGAGGAGGGCUCAAUCACGAAGACGCGUCAAACGCAUUAGCAAUUUGGAAGUUUGAAACCUGAUGAAUUAUUAUUGCUCGGUGUUGUUCGGUGUUCGGUCUUUGGAGAUCGCCGGUGUCCGAUAAGUGCAGAGAGAAAAAAAAUUGUAAAUUGCUAUCGCGCGCCGAUCGGUAUGGUCGAAAGAGGCGCAACAAGAAACGUCAAUAAAAGAGUUUCUAAUUUUCUUCUCGCGUGAUUUCUUCGGAGCAAUGUUUUGUACGAUAUGCAAUAAAUAAAAAUUCAAUCUCGUUGAUGUUGUGUUAUGUAUGGUGUGUGUAUAUUUUUUGCUCCCUCGUGUAGCUGAGAUAACAUCAAAAGUUGUGAAGCAAUAACAUAAAUUGUUUGCCGACCAAAGUGAAAUUCGUGCUUUUUUCCUCCGAGGCAAACCCAAAAGUGAUGCUCGUAAAUUCGCUGUACAACACGCAGAGCACACAUUUUUUCUUCCCUCUGAAUACUUCGUCAAAUGGUGUAAAAUCGAAAAGUGCAUACUCCCCUGUUACAACAACAACAGGUCUUUUGCAGCUGGCAAACUAGUUCAACUGCAACAACUCCAGUCAAGUGAAGGUAAAAUUUCAACCACAAGAAAGCAAAACCAAAACAACUCCGUGUUUCCGUGCAAAAAUCCGUUUGGUACAGUUCAAGUGAAACGCGAAAAAGUCUCGAGUCUUGUCCAAGAGUCCCAAGUUAGGCGAAAAGAAGAAGAAAAAAGUGAACAUCUCGCUACACCGCAAGCAAAACCGGAUCGAAACGAGAUUUACAACACAGCUCGAGGCUCGUUUUCUGCGCCUCAUCUCGACUCGACUCAGUUGGGAAAGGGUCGACUGAACAGUGUCUCAAUCAAGCGACCAAGAUUUCGGUGCCAAGUUUUCGCCCAGGGAUUGGAGCCAGCACCACUUGACCCAGAGCAACAAUUUGGCCAAAAAUAUACAGGUCAACAAGGUUUGGCGUGCGUGCGACUUCAAGCGCGGAAGAGCUUCACGUGAAUUCUCCUCACGCGUAUGCCCCCCAAUUUAUUAAGUGUGUUGUAGUUCAAGUUCGCGUAGAAGUGAGAGCGAAACCCGCUCAUCUCAUCAGCAUAAUCGGCACCGAAUUUCCCCCCUCGUCCGUAAUAUUUUCGUGUGUCCCUUUCACAUUGCACUGCUGGCUGGCUGACUGGGACAAGCCUUCAAGUGUAUUGGUGCACGUGUUUUCGAGUUUUCGGAUACGGAUACGGGAUAAACGCAGCAUCCGACACGACACGGAGACGCUCGCGCAAAGUUCAAGGUUUUGAAUGAACAACCAAAUACCACAAAAUUAAGAAUUUCAUCUGUUAAGCUGGAUUGAAUGAAACUAAAAUAAGAUGUCGUCCGGAUUGAUGUCUUGCGUUCGCGAGAAUUCCCCUCCGCUGGAAUCGGGUCCGGAACCGACUCUGUCUCAUUCAAAGUCCCAGUCUCACCACAGCGUUGGAGCGUAUGGCAGCGGGGGAGGUGGCCAGGGAAUGCUGCUGAUGAAGGGCGACGGUCGAUCCGGAGGCGGGGGCGGAGGUGGGAUGAUGAUGCAUGAUCCUAAUGACAUGCCAAUCACAAUCACCACUCCAGAACACCAGCAGCAACAACAAGCCCCCGGAGACACCAGCACAACCCGACGCAAGCGCUUUCACCCGUUGCGUAAUCUGAGGCGCAUCUUCCGGCGCCGGACAGUUUCAUCGGCCGAUGCCACUGCUCCCCGGCAGCUGCUGGGCAAGGGACAACACAAUCAUCCAACGCACAUCCACUUUGCCACUUCCGGCUGCUCGACGACGGAUGCCACAUUGCCGCGGGUUUCCCAUCACCACGGUAGCAGUAGUGGCAGUGGCGCAAUGGCAUCGGGAACCGGACCCGGCUUGGGACUUCCGAUAACCAUUCGGGCCGAUUCGGGAGGCGGUGGAGGGGGUGGCGUAGGAGGAAGUGCUACCCUCGGGGCCAAUAUUGGAGGAGGAUUCUACAAGCGGGAAACCUAUCGGCUGCGGGAUGCCGAUGAUCUGGACAAGGACAUGUCCGACUAUCAGCGGAGCUUGAGCGAGGGUCGACUCGUGGACAGUGACAUAAGUCGCGAUGGACUGUCCCAAUCUCACGACAGUGUGUUCUCCGAGUCGGCUGGAACGGCAAGCAGUCUUUCGAUUACGCUGAAGAACGAGCUGGCCGAUGUGUUGCGGAAACGCCGAAAGGACCGCCAGAAUGAGGCAUCGGAUGAGGAUCUGGGCCUGCCCCAAAGUCCCAUCACACCACAGCGCAAGGAACGGGGCAUCAACAAGAGCGAGGGUUCGUUGAGCAUCCUUAGCAUGACCAGUUCCGAUUUGGAUCUGGAGGAACGUUCCGGGUCCAAUGCCAGUGGGCACAAUUUGCUGCAUCUGGAUUCGUCCGGCUCCUCCAGCAUGUACAACAAUCGAUCCAGCAGCGACGGAAAUGACGAUAAUGGAGCUGAUUCACCGGCAUCCAAGUUGAGUCAUUCCGCUGCCAAACACAAACUUGCCGUCAGACCAAAGAAGAAGGGACCGACACGUGCUAGACCGCGUACACGAGAGCCAUCCGUCCUGCCCGCCACACCGGAGGUCAACGAGGAAAGCCUCAAACUUUCGAGCAACGACAUUUCCACACAUCUACCACUGGUGGACAGCCACGAGGAGGAGGAGAAAUGCCACUCACUUCCGUUUGUGGUCAAUUCUGGACCCAUGAUGCCACAUCCGGUGAUGACCGGUAGCAGCAGCACCACCAUUAUCAACAAAUCACCGGGCAAAGAAUCGACCCUGAUGCACUCGUCGAAUCUGUCCGCAUCGAUGUCACUGGCUGCCGGAAGUCACGCUUCGAACACGGCCAUCUAUGUUAACCGGAACAUUUCGAAGAGCUAUGAUUUCAAGGGUCUUUCGAAUGGGAAGGGACAGGUGGGGGAGGAGGGUGACUUUUUGGGAGGUGGAGAAAAGAAGGAGGACGACGGGUUCUUUAAGAGGAUUUUGAAUUAUAGCUUCAAAAAGAAGAAACACGAUCAUGGUUCGAGGGAUGAGCUUAUGCAUUCGGGUGGGCCGGUGGCUUCUCCUAGGAAGGAGGAUAAUAGAAGUACGGUUUAUAUUACUUCUAAUAUGACCGUGGCCCCAGAUCAGUUGGGAAAGUUGUCGCUACCUGUUAAUGAUGAUGGAGCGGAUUUGAAUGGGUAUAAGAAGAUCAAGGCUGGUCCUGCUGCUAGACAGAGAAUUUAUCCGAAGGAAAUAUUCGGGAACGAGGUUGAUAGUGGUCCAGUGGAGAGUCAUAGAUAUUCGUCAAAUGUGGAAGUUAAUCGUCGCUCGACUUGCUCUACUGGAAGUGGAUCGAUAGUUAUCAAUGGAGGUGAUCAGAAGAUGGCUUCGCACAAGAGUGAAGAGUAUUUGGUCUCGAACACAAGAAAGUUUAGCGAGCGUAGUUUCGAUGAUGAGGAUGAUGAAGAGAUUGGUAGGAAGUACCAGCCAAAUGUAGAGAAGGUAAAGAAUCCGAAGAUCUACGGUUUGAGUCCGUAUCAGCAGCGUAUUGCGAAGAUAAGUGUGAAUCAAGGCGAUUCGCCGACGAAAGAUAGUCCUACCAAGCGUAGGGCUGUGGAAAAAUCCAAGAGUUUUCGUGUUUACAGUGAUACAGUUUCAAAUCAACUGACAAACGCCAACAACUUGCCUAGUCUACCCAAUCUGACGAAUUCGCUGUCGAUUGGGAAUUUCACGAAUAAUUUCCUGGAGACAGAGCACAAAUUCUUCAGUAUGACCGAAAAUAUUAACAAACCCAGUCAGAAAAUAUUCAAAGAUUACAUAACGAAUGUGGACCAACCAUUGGAAGAGGGAAGAAUGACAUCGUCAACUAGCUCUUUGCAGAAGUUUGAAAUUAAUGAUAAUAAUCUGUUGAAUCCUCGUGAACAGGAACAUGUUGACCAUCAGCCAAAGUCGAUUGUUCUGACAAGCAAUGCUCUUGCCCCACCGGAACCGAAUAGCAUUCUUCACAAAUCAAACCAGAACAUCUCUCAGAUUGAGGAGAACAUUGAUAAACUGGUAUCGUCGCCUUUUGUCAGUAUCAUCAAGGAUGCCACCGGAAGUAGCGAUCGGUUGGAUCAGCCAGAACAAACGCCAUCCAGCAAAGUGCCAGAAUUUAUGAAGAUUCAGUUGAACAGAGUGGAAACUGCUCGACUGAAGGCGAACGUUGUUCUGACCACGGCACCGCAGAUUAGCAAUAACAGUGCCGGAAGCACGCCAACACCGACUCCAUCGAGUUUAGUAGCUGUUGAAGAACCGGUGAAGACACGAAGGUUCAGCAAUGAGAACAUAGAAAUCACUGAAAGCAAGCCACCUCUUCCACCGUCCGCAGUAACUGUGGCCGCCAAUAGGAAUAGUCUCAUCGAAGGUCCACCGAGAAGUCCACCGGCUUUCAAACGAGUAGAGUCCAAUUCGAAACGAAACUCGAUAAAUUUGACCCAAGAGAUUAGUGAUGAUCGGAAGGUAAUUCUGCAGCGCAGAACUUCGGUAACUGAGGAGAAAAUAAAGUACGAAAGAAGAAUUUCGUCUUCUUCGGAGGAUAUUAAGAUAGAACGGAAGAAAUCAGGGUCUGAGGAACUGCUGGAAAAGCGGAACAGCACCAAUUACAAUAGCGGUUCCAGUAGCGGUGAUGAGCUGGUGGUUCUACGUAAAAAAUCUAUUCUAGAUAACUUCAAGGACAAGGACAAGGAUACUCCAGAGCUAAUGAAGGUGUUUGCAAGGCGAUCACUUAAGCUACGAUCUGACGAAGACUACCGAACUGGAGAAACAAAAGUAAUUUCAAAUGUAGAUAGUGACAAGGAAAAUCAGUCAAGUGAGGAGAAGUUGGAUAAGUUAGUUAAGAGCGAAGGAAACGGUCAGAAGGGUGGAAAUGGUAAUGUAGUAGCGAAGGAACCGAGCGAGUCAAAAGUUAAUCCAGAAAACAACGCUAACGAAGCUCAUAGAAAGAGCAUUUCGAAGCCGUUCGGUAUGCCAAAUCGAUUCGGCAACUCGGCUAACGUUCAACCCAGAAAUGCUUCUUCCUUUGUAGAACUUCGCAAAUCGCUCAUCAACGGAUCUUCUCCCACGAAUACUCCACCAGCUAAUGCAAACACAAAGAACGGUCUUGAAAGCAACGAGCCGCCCGUAAAUAACGGUACCAGUAACAAUACCAAUGGUAAUAACAACACAGCCAACAAUCGCCAUACAAUUGCCACAAUGAAUCAGUUCAAUCUGAACGCCAACAAUAAUAACAAUACCACCAUUUGUGGCAACCCGAAUAGCAAUACGGGCACCAUCGAAACCAUUGGAGAGUCGAACGAAUUCAAGGGAAUCCUACAGCGCCGAGCCGAGUGGGAAAAACGCGCCAAGGAAGGUUUUAAAUAAAGUGUUUGUGUGUGCUCACAACAAAACGUUUUAGCCAACCCACUGUAGAUCAGUGUGGCGUUUAAGUCAAAACUACUCCAUCUAUUGUAGAUCCUAGAACUUCCUAUCUACCUUCUAAAAGUCGUAGACCGUCGAGCUGUUGAACUCUAACGAAGAAAUAAUAGAACUCACUUCACCAUUCCGUAGAGCAUCGUCAAAUUCGGACUGAUAUAAAAAUCUUUUGAAAUCGUGGUUUUUCAUCCCUACUUCAGAGGAAUAAAAAGUAGAGAGAGUAGUCCAAGAGUGAUCUAGCAGCAGAACAUCUCCGUAAUGCAACGACUUCACUCACAUGAAUGUUAAAAAAAAAAUCUGACGUUAUCUUCUGUCACCGUCCCUUUCUCCCAAAAAAGUUUAGAAAUAUUGAUUUGACCAAGACCGAAUCCAAUGGUGCAUUGAAAAACGAAAACCUUUUUCGAGUAGUAGAAUCAUCAAAAGUAGUGUCAUAGCUCUAGUACUGCAAACUAAGUAAUCCGAAACUGCUGCUACGUCGUCUGAUUGUUUACCUUAUGAUGUCAAUUCUAGGACGAAACCCGUCGCGUAUGUGACGAAAAUCACGAUAAUCAAACAGCUAGGUUCUCUGAAUAAUGCUUUCAUUUCAAAUACUAAAAACAAAAUGUGAUAAAACCGUUAAAAUUAUUAUAUUGCGAUAUUUUAAACAAGUUGUAACUAAUGUUUUCGACAGCGCGGAACUAACUCGCUGAAACCAUUUCCAUACUUCCUGCUCGUAGCUCUUGAUACGGACGCUGUCUUUUUUAUAUAAGAAACUUGGAAAUUUGUAACUAAAUAUCAUUAGCUGAUCGAUUGAAAGCGUUUAAGUUAAGUUUCUACCUGUAUUGUUGACUAAAAUCAAUAGAAAAUAUUGUUUAAGUGUAUAUACCACGUUAAGCGAAUUGUGUAACUCGUCUGCUAAAUCGCAACACCCUAUCGAUCAUUGAUUAUUUCAAGCAAGCAAUUGUUUCCAAAUAUUUAUGAGCUGUUAGUUUAACAUAAAAAAAACUCUAGCUUCGAUAUGCGUAUGAUCAAAGUAUCGACUGGAUGCACCAUAUUAGAGAGCGUGAAUCAAAACAAAUCUCUUAAUCAGCGUGUGUUUUCAACAAUCUUUAUUAGCGGAUAAUAUUUACUGAGUGUUUUAGUAGUAUGAAUCGUCGAGGAGCAGAAGCAACCAUCAAUAGCUCAAGAGGCGUCACAGACAUAUUUUACCAGGACCGUUACGCAUAAAGGGAGAAGCCGAUAUAUAUUUUUGUGAACGAGUCGAUAUUCGUCUAACGUCAAACGUUCAGGUCUUUCAGUGACCAAAUUUUUUUUUUGUUCGGAAAACAUUCACCGAAAAUGUGAUUAGCACUGCAGUAAGAACUAAGUGUUAUUCUAGCGAGUCGAAAUUGAAAUCAAAACAACAAUAUCAUCUGUAAAUGUAGUCGCAUAUUUGAGGAACAUCAAUAAAAUUGCUAAUAAUUUAA
This is a messenger RNA of Uranotaenia lowii, 7515 nucleotides long. Its product is annotated as probable serine/threonine-protein kinase DDB_G0282963. The transcript is spliced from 9 exons. Bases 1994 to 6019 code for a protein of 1341 amino acids. The record is from RefSeq and is a predicted model, not a curated record. NCBI's taxonomy places the organism in Eukaryota, Metazoa, Arthropoda, Insecta, Diptera, Culicidae.